Molecule: messenger RNA, 2196 nt
Organism: Aspergillus lentulus
Lineage: Eukaryota; Fungi; Ascomycota; Eurotiomycetes; Eurotiales; Aspergillaceae
Molecular function (GO): protein binding
Source: RefSeq, a predicted model, not a curated record
AUGAUCGUUCCGGAGCCCCCUGUAAAAUUGGAGGGCCAUUGCUCGGUCAUUCACAACAACACCCUCUACACCUACUCCGCCAAUGGAUUUGCAGCCAUCCCUCUCGAACGCAAUAGAACCUGGAUUGAAUUGCCCAUGCCCCCGGAAGAGCCGGUCUCCGAUGCGGUAUGUGUGACGGGUGGAAUAGACGGUAAGGAAGGCCAACAGGCGCUCUACGUGAUCGGUGGCAUGAGCUCGUCUUCGAAUUCCCCAGGAUUGCAGCGAUUCGCGUUCCAUUCCCAAGAGUGGUCCACGAUAAAGACAGCUCAGCGGACGAUGCAAAAUCGGACGUCCCAUGGCGCGGUAUAUCUGAAAUCUUCGUCCAUACUGCUGGUCUACGCUGGGAGUCAGACGGAUAGCUCCAACCCUUCAUCCGACACGUUUACUAUUAGCACCGUUCCUCCGUAUACGGUCGACGCUCAUUUAGCAAAGUACCCCACCUCAUCUCCUGUGCUUCUGCCUUGGAGCGAUAGUGAAGCGGCGUUGGUAGGUGGUGCGACGACUCCAAAAGAGGUCCAUCUCUUCUCAGUCUCGGAUGGCUGGCAUUCCUCCGGUGUAUUUCUCCCCCAGCCUCUGUCCAGCGAUGUGAGAUGCGCGAUAGUAAAUGGAUCGGACGGAAGCAAGGCGCUUGAGUCAUUCAAUCUGAACGUCUCGCCCAACACCGUGAGUAGCAUCGCAUUGCUCAACCCUCGCGGUCAGCCCGCGCGCUCUGGCACUGAUCUGAGCGCAUCGUCCUCGAGGAGGAAAAGGAGAAGGGAGGUUUCUGUGGCCGAUCACCCGACCUACGAUGGAACGUUAGCACCAUCAACGACCAGAUCGGACUACUCUCUCGCUCAAGGCGAUAACGGAUUAGUGGUCAUUUCGAGCGGCAGUGGUACCGACUCGCUGGCCAUCUUCAACCAGACAUCCAAUAGCUGGGUCAAUACAACCAAGCUCUUCUACGGAGACAAAACUCCUCAGCAGAUUCUCGCCUCAAUCCCGGAAACAACAACAACAUCAUCCUCGUCUACGCCGACCGCCACCAGCACCAGUUCGAGUAUUAGUACGAGCACCGCCGCCAGUGAUGAUUCAUCUGGCUCGAGGGUUGGUACUAUCAUCGGCGCGACACUUGGCAGUCUGGUGGGCGUUAUCUUAAUCCUAAUGUUAAUUCUCUUCUUCCUGCAUCGGACGAAGCUGGGCCGCAAGCGUGCUGCCAACCAGGGCCAAGGCGCCAAUGACAAGGACCGCUUGAGCUUCCAGGAUCAGGGCAUGGAACCCCUGACUCGUUCAGCCUAUCCCAUGGCCAAGAGUACAGCUCCGCUCGCGUCCACAUCGGUAGACUCACUCGCCAUCUUCUCUGGCAGGGCUGCGGAUGAAAAGACCCCUAGGACAGCCGGCGGACUCCCAGGCUAUGGGCCAAAAUCGUCGCCGCUCAAGCCGAGUCCUCUGACCACCGUCCAGUCCAACGGUGACUGGACGCCGUCCAGCACAUACUCGGUCGGCGCAGACAAGGCCGUCGAGGCGCAAGCCGUGACCCUCGGGGACAAACCGCCCGGGGACCGCACGACGGACGAGGGCUGGGGCAAGUACUUCCAAGACAACAACGGCACCAAUACCAACCUAGCGAACACACCGUCCAUCGCGGCCCCUCGGUCUAAUGCAGAGGAUCGGGUCAGUGCCUGGCCCGGCGCGCCUCUCCCUCAGUUGAACUUUGGCUUUUUGGAGGAACCCAAGCCACUCGGCCGGGUUGUCACCGGUAGCCCCACGACGGAGGACGGCCCCAGGAUCGGCCAGAUGCUGAAGCGCGCCGAGUCGCAGUCCGCCCGUAUCUCCAGUGCCAGCUCCCUGAGCGCCGCAUCGGACACGGAUUACGAUCACGACCAUGACCGCCCCGACGGCGCUUCAACGAUUAGUGGUCCAGCCCCCGAUCCGCAGUGGCUCGGUGCCCCGCACCACAGCUGGAUCGGCCGUCCGCCCAGCAGCACCUACAGCCGCAGCUUCUACAACCCAAGCGGCCGCGAACGUGACACCAUCAACACACGCGGCUCGAGCGUCUUGAUCCCAGAUGCGCUUGAGCCCAUGCCCACCACGCCCUUCCCAGGUGCACCUGCGCCGGCGAACUCGCGCAACAACCCAAACUCGGAUCUGAGCUGGCUGAACCUCAACGCCGAUCGAUAG